Messenger RNA from Alternaria alternata, 1104 nucleotides. Its product is annotated as NAD(P)-binding protein. Bases 376 to 969 code for a protein of 197 amino acids. Gene Ontology annotation, molecular function: oxidoreductase activity, acting on NAD(P)H, oxygen as acceptor. The transcript is spliced from 2 exons. The record is from RefSeq and is a predicted model, not a curated record. Gene Ontology annotation, cellular component: intracellular anatomical structure. Lineage: Eukaryota; Fungi; Ascomycota; Dothideomycetes; Pleosporales; Pleosporaceae.
UGAGCCAAUCACAAGAAAUGGUUGUUAUACUCACGGGUGCAUCGAGAGGUACGUGCGUGCAUCUAACAAGCUCAUAGCAUCUCUUUCCAGCCCAGCCAAAAGCAUUGCAAUUCUAUAUUCCUUCUCGUCUUCAAGUACUGAAGGAGUGCAAAAGCUACCACGUUGCAACUACUUUUCUGUACAAAGUGGAAAGAAGAUAUUGUGAUAGUAAGAUUCAUCUCUUACUAACCCGUCCAAAUAGGAAUCGGUCAGGCAAUCGCCCACCAUCUGCUCUCCCGCAACCACAAGCUGGUGCUCGUAUCACGAACCCAGUCAGCUCUCGAAGCCCUGCAAUCUGAAUAUGGUUCUGAAAAAGUCGCCGUGCUCGCUGGAGACAUGUCCGACGCUUCGUUGCCUGAAAAAGCUGUAGCUUUGGCAAACGAGAAAUGGGGACGUCUCGACUCGUUGAUCAUCAACCAUGGGUCUUUAGAUCCAGUGAAGAAGGUGGCUGAUACUAGUGCUGAGGAAUGGAGAAAGGGAUUCGAUGUCAAUGUUUUCAGUGCUGUUGGUUUGAUCCAAGCUGCUCUCCCUUCUCUGCGCAAGACCCAGGGCCGUAUCCUCCUAACCUCCAGCGGCGCCGCAACCUCCGCUUACCAAGGCUGGGGCUGCUAUGGUGCCGGAAAAGCGGUACUAAACCACCUAGCCCUUACCCUCUCAGUCGAAGAACCUUCUGUUACAACAAUCUCUAUCAGACCAGGCGUCGUAGACACGGAGAUGCAACGUGAGAUCCGAGAAGUGCAUCACGAGCGAAUGAGCGGAAAGGAUAGAGAGAAGUUCAGUGGACUGAAGAGCGACGGAGGGCUUUUGAAGCCAGAACAACCGGGUUAUGUCAUUGCGAGACUGGCUGUUGGAGGUGACGAGGUCAAGAGCUUUAACGGCAAAUUCCUAAGCUGGAACGACGAAAGCUUGGACAAAUUUCAAGAGGAUUGAGAUAAGAUGAUUAUUAGUCAGAUCAUUUCGUGGUCGUUAUCAUAAGGAAGCAUCUAUCUACAUGUACGCCGUGAUCAUGGUAGCCAAAGGCCCUCUGUAGCAAGUUUCUCAAACUCAAAUGUACGCCUGUACACC